UGCGCAGCCCAAGCGCCGGGUUGAUCCACUUCAAACAAAUGUUGUAAAGCGGAAAUAACGGACUGAAACAGAGCGAGAAGCUUUCGAUUCUAACUCAUUAAUAAUCCAAACAAAGAAGAGAGUUUGUCGUCGUCCUGGAGUUUCACAAAAUAACGCGGACGCUUGAAUUACACCCUGUACCAAGGAUGAACAUCAACGUGGGAUACAGCUUUACGCAACCAGACAACGCCAGCAGUUUCGAUUUUCAAACGUAAACAUCCGCCGAGCAGUUCCCGUCCAAGUGUGAGCAGACAGACACUUCACUAUGCUACCCAUGUUUAGGAUGAGUGUUUCGGUCCAAAACAGAGGACAUGCUAUUCCCAGCUAAUGGUCAGUUAUGAUACGACGGGUUGGUUUUAUUUUAACCCCAAGUGCUUUGCCAAGGCGUCAGCGUUACUAAAGAUGCGAAUGGGUUAGCACGCAAGCUAACUUGGCUACGAGAGCUGUUUGUUUGUGUAACUACAUACUCAACUAAUAAUAAGUCCGAUAAUAUAUAGUCCAGUUUCACAAUCGGACAUCCUUAUUAUGGGUCUGCUGAACUUUGUUUUUAGUUCAAUUGGAAAAUGCAUAGAUGUCAUUUGCCUCCUUCUGGAUUUAAAUUUUGUGAUUGUAAACUCAAUAAUUCAGCUGUUGGUGGCAGUGAUUUCCUUUAUCAAUAGUCUGCCCAUGCUACUCACAAAUUCAGUGUCGGAGUGCUGGAAUCUCACUCUGCUUUGCAUCAUCACCAUGAGGGACGGAGUGGCCGUCGUGACCCAUAACAUGGUCGGAGGUUGGAUGCAGCUGCUGGGAGGCGUCCUGGAAAGCUUCAAGAUGAUCGGAUACCUGUCUUCGCAUCUACUGCUCCGCACCAAAGAGCUUCUCCACCGCGGACUGUUGUCGGGACACAGUUUGCUGCGACAGGCCUGGGAAGGCUGUGGAAUUGUGUUCAGCUUGUUGCUAUAUUUCAUCAACACUAUGAUCAACUUGCUCCUCAUUGGCACGCAAAAUUUAUACUCAGUGUUGGUCAGCACGGUGGAAGCAGUGUCCUGUCCUUUGCAGAAAACUCUUGAGCUGACUUUGACGGCGUUGACGUUUCUUUACAGCAGUCUUGUUGGCACCUCCAUCCUGCUGUGGACUCCAUGCAGACUGGCGAUGGAGUUCCUGGGAUCCGUGUGCCAUGUAUUUGUGAGCGUGUUCCUGCUCAACUCUUACGGGCUGCUUCUCAUAUUGCUCAUCAUUGCGAGUGCCACUGUAUAUCUAAACCCUGCGCUCCCACGACAUGUAUGUUUGCGUGUAAUCAACUACAUCAACACUGUUCCCAUCCUACGGUGUUUCCGGAGGGCUAUACACCGCCUCUAUGUGCUUGAGAGGAAUUUGUGGCAGCGAUUGGCCUGGUAUCGCAGCCAGAUAAUGGUUCCUGCAAGGAUGGAAGUUGUGGAAGGGGACGUUAGACAGCCAGAUGCCAACCCUGAGCCUCAAGCUGACCCAAACGCAGCAGGCGAGGUAGCAGAAAACGCACCUGAGGAUGCCCACCAAGUGGAUGACCCUCUAGACUUGCCGCUUCCCAGUUCCAGCACUCGCAGGCUGCUCCGAAAAUUUCCUUCGGAGGACAGUUGCAAAGGCCCUCCGGCUGACAACCUGCUGACUCUUCUGCAGGAGCAAGAGGAGAGGAAGAAGUGUGUGAUCUGUCAGGACAGCACCAAGACUGUUGUGCUCCUGCCGUGCCGUCACUUGUGCUUGUGUAGAGACUGCACCAACAUUUUGCUCAGCCAGCCUAUCUACCAACAAAACUGCCCCUUGUGCCGCCACAUGAUCCUUCAGACCAUGGACGUGUAUCUCUGAGGGAAGCGUUUACGGAUGUGUUUCUGUCAUCCUCAGGUUUUUUGAGCAGCACUGUUCUUGAAAUGUGGGAAACCACUUGUUCCUUUUUCAUAGAUGGCCAUUCCACUACUGAUGCUUGUAUAUAGAUUUAAAUCGCAACCUUUUGUAAAUCGUUAAGGCAAGGCUGACGACUGUGCCCAUGCUUUCUUAUGAUUUUAUAUUCAUUGUCACUUUUUUCAUCAGCUUGUAGAAGCAGUAUCACAUGAAUGUAAGUUUUGUAUUAAAAAACAUUAAAAAUGGGGCGUUAAUUGUGAAGAUAGAAGAUUUAUGAUGUAAUUGUCGAGUGUUAAUGGGGAACAUUUGUAUGCUGCAAUACUAACGUUGGGCCUUAUUGUAUGAAUUGUCUAUUUUAUUUAUUUUUGCCUGAUUGUAAAAGUGAUCAAAGGCUUCAUGGGAACCUUUGAAACCUCACAAUAAUUCACAUGACUUCAGUCCAUCAGUUAGUGUCUUCUGUGUUUUUAUAAUAUGCAGAUCCAUCAAGAUAUUUUUAACUUCAAACCAUUCCAGUCAAGUUCUCAAUCCAUAAUAUUGCUUUCCCCAGUGAAAAGGUUGUCUCAUUUGAAUCAGGAGAGAAAUAUGCACAAAUCAAGUACCGUUUACAAGCAAAAAUUAAUGGAUUUGUAUUUUGGCCAGAAGAGAUGGAUUUGUUUCUUACAUGCAGCUUUUCAGUGUUAAUGGAUGGAUUGAAGUCUUGUCAAGUGUGGAUUAUUGUGAUGUUUAUGGGGAAUAUUUGUGUAAUACAAUAUGAACAUUGGGCCUUAGUAUGAUUUGUUGUCUGCUUAAUUUCUUACGUGACUGUAAAGGUGAUCAAAGCUUUCAUGGGAGCAUCUACAACAUCAGAUUUUUAUUUUUUUUUUUGUGUUGGAGAAAUCUGUUUUGCUUUGCAUACAAAAUGUAAUCAUUCCACCAAAGCUGUUUUGUACUCUUUUUAAAUACAAGUGUCACUACAAUAUUUUCACAAGUUAUUCUACAAUCUGAUGAUGUAUUCGUGCUGUUUUUGUCAUUUAUUAUUGAACAGCAAGGCUUUCUCACUGCUCAAGUGGUAUUGAUUAAUGCAUUUUCAAAUCGACAUUUUGUGCUUGUUUUUUGUUUUGAGAAGACAGUAAUUCAAUUCAGUUACCGGUAAAAACAGAGUGGCAGAAAGGCUUUUAGCUCAGCUUUGUCCAGGGGAUGUUGUUAGAAAUCACUAUUUUGGAAAACAUCUUGUGCAUUAUAGAAACAAAGUACAGGCUUUUCUGGUUUAUGUCAGUUAUUUUGGUCUUCCAUGAUAUUUCAAAACCCAUUCAGAAAGGCACAAUGCACAAGACAAUCAGGUGCAUUUAAGAGAAAAAAGUAUUUGCAAGGUCCAUGCAAGCUGUUGUCCUUCCUUAAAAUAUAAAAAAUUACUCUAUAGUCCCUACUUAUUUCUAACACUCUCAAUUCUGCACAAUGCAGGUGACAAGCACUAACCCAUGGUUUAUUAUUGUAAUUUUAAGGUUUUUAAACAAGCUGUGAUUUCAUUCCAUAUUAAGCCCCAAACCUUUUUUAUUCUUGUACCACAGACGCUUGUUUUCUAUGAAGGUCUCCAGUGAUGAUGUUUGUGGGUAGAGCAGAUGUCUGUCUCUCCAGAGGCCUGGAUAAUAUCAAAACCACAUUCACUGACUAUCCAGAUGAACAAUAAACAGUAUU
Sinocyclocheilus anshuiensis is the source of this 3567-nucleotide messenger RNA. Its product is annotated as RING finger protein 26-like. The coding region runs from base 565 to 1860 and encodes 431 amino acids. Lineage: Eukaryota; Metazoa; Chordata; Actinopteri; Cypriniformes; Cyprinidae. Gene Ontology annotation, biological process: protein ubiquitination; ubiquitin-dependent protein catabolic process. The record is from RefSeq and is a predicted model, not a curated record. The transcript has a single exon. Gene Ontology annotation, molecular function: ubiquitin protein ligase activity.